Molecule: messenger RNA, 4738 nt
Organism: Rattus rattus (black rat)
Lineage: Eukaryota; Metazoa; Chordata; Mammalia; Rodentia; Muridae
Gene: Sema3b
Product: semaphorin 3B
Exons: 18
Coding region: 176-2425 (749 amino acids)
Biological process (GO): positive regulation of cell migration; neural crest cell migration; semaphorin-plexin signaling pathway
Molecular function (GO): semaphorin receptor binding; chemorepellent activity
Source: RefSeq, a predicted model, not a curated record
GCGGGUGCCUGCCAGUGCAGGGUGACCCUGAGGGUGUGCCCGGUGUGGGUGUGUCUCUGAUUGUGGCCAGGCGGGGCACCCUUGGUGGAGAGGAAAACGAUCCCGGGGCAGAGUCCAGGGCUGCCAAAGGCUCCUCCACACGCCUGCUGAACCCUGAGCGCCCUGUGCUGCCGGCAUGGGGCGGGCUGAGGCCGCCGCCAUGAUCCCAGGUCUGGCCCUUCUCUGGGUAGCAGGGCUGGGGGAUGCUGCCCCUAACCUUCCCCGCCUUCGGCUCUCCUUUCAAGAACUGCAGGCCCAGCACAGCAUCCGAACCUUCAGGCUGGAGCGGACCUGCUGUUAUGAAGCCUUGCUGGUGGAUGAGGAGCGGGGGCGCCUGUUUGUGGGUGCUGAGAACCACGUGGCUUCCCUCAGCCUGGACAACAUCAGCAAGCGAGCCAAGAAGCUGGCCUGGCCCGCCCCUGUGGAAUGGCGUGAAGAAUGCAACUGGGCAGGGAAGGACAUUGGUACGGAGUGCAUGAACUUCGUGAAGCUGCUGCAUGCCUACAACCACACCCACCUGCUGGCCUGCGGCACAGGGGCCUUCCACCCCACCUGUGCAUUUGUGGAGGUGGGCCACCGGCUAGAGGAACCCAUGCUCCACCUGGACCUGAGGAAGCUGGAGGAUGGCAAGGGAAAGAGUCCAUAUGACCCAAGGCACCGGGCUGCCUCGGUGCUGGUGGGGGAAGAGCUGUAUUCCGGGGUGGCGGCGGACCUUAUGGGCCGGGACUUUACCAUCUUUCGAAGCUUGGGUCAGAAUCCGAGUCUCCGAACAGAGCCCCAUGAUUCCCGCUGGCUCAAUGAACCCAAGUUUGUCAAGGUCUUUUGGAUCCCAGAGAGCGAGAACCCUGAUGACGAUAAAAUCUAUUUCUUCUUCCGUGAGUCCGCAGUGGAAGCGGCACCAGCAAUGGGGCGCAUGACUGUGUCUCGUGUUGGUCAGAUCUGCCGGAAUGACCUGGGUGGCCAGCGGAGCUUGGUCAACAAAUGGACCACAUUUCUGAAGGCGCGGCUUGUAUGCUCAGUACCUGGAGUUGAGGGUGACACCCACUUUGACCAACUUCAGGAUGUUUUCCUUUUGUCCUCCCGAGACCGCCAGACACCUCUUCUCUAUGCUGUCUUCUCCACCUCCAGUGGCAUCUUCCAGGGCUCUGCUGUGUGCGUGUACAGCAUGAACGACGUGCGCCGAGCCUUCUUGGGACCUUUUGCUCACAAAGAGGGGCCUACACAUCAGUGGGUGUCCUACCAGGGUCGGGUACCCUACCCAAGACCUGGCAUGUGCCCCAGCAAGACCUUUGGCACCUUCAGCUCCACCAAGGACUUCCCAGAUGAUGUUAUCCAGUUUGCUCGGAACCACCCCCUCAUGUACAACUCAGUCCUGCCCAUGGGGGGGCGCCCUCUCUUCCUACAAGUGGGAGCUGGGUACACCUUCACCCAGAUCGCUGCAGACCGGGUAGCAGCGGCCGAUGGACACUACGAUGUGCUCUUCAUCGGCACAGAUGUGGGCACGGUGCUGAAAGUCAUCUCAGUCCCCAAGGGCAGCCGACCUAACUCGGAAGGACUUCUCCUGGAAGAGCUGCAGGUGUUUGAGGACUCUGCUGCUAUCACCAGCAUGCAAAUCUCCUCGAAAAGGCACCAGCUCUACAUAGCAUCACCCAGCGCAGUGGCCCAGAUUGCUUUGCAUCGCUGCCCUGCCCUAGGCCGCGCCUGCGCAGAAUGCUGCUUGGCCCGUGACCCUUACUGCGCCUGGGAUGGAUCAGCCUGCACACGCUUCCAGCCUACUGCCAAGAGGCGGUUCCGGAGGCAAGACAUAAGGAAUGGCAACCCCAGCACCCUGUGCUCUGGGGACCCCUCUCACUCUGUGCUGCUGGAGAGGAAGGUCUUAGGUGUGGAGAGGGGCAGCGCGUUUCUGGAGUGUGAGCCCCGCUCGCUCCAGGCGCAUGUGGAAUGGACCUUCCAUCGUGCAGGGGAGGCAGCUCACACCCAGGUGCUGGCUGAGGAGCGGGUAGAGCGCACUGCACGGGGGCUGCUGUUGCGGGGGCUGCGGCGCCAGGACUCUGGCGUGUAUCUGUGCGUCGCGGUUGAACAAGGCUUUUCACAACCACUUCGUCGCCUGGUGCUGCACGUGCUGAGUGCGGCACAGGCUGAACGACUGGCGAGGGCAGAGGAGGCAGCAGUUCCCGCACCACCAGGUCCUAAACUCUGGUACCGGGACUUCCUGCAGCUGGUGGAGCCAGGCGGUGGUGGAGGUGCAAACUCCCUGCGAAUGUGCCGCCCGCAGCCCGGGCCCCACUCUGUGGCAGCAGAUUCACGUCGUAAGGGUCGCAACAGGCGGAUGCAUGUCUCUGAGCUGCGUGCUGAACGUGGACCACGUAGCGCAGCUCACUGGUGACUCGGCUGUCCCCAUACUGGGGACCAGGCUGGAUAUGACACACCGAAGAGGGGGCAGAUAGAUGCCAGGAAGACAGAUGAGUUGUGGCUGGGGCACACUGAGGUCCUUGGGCCGACGGAGACAACUAACCCAUACAUGAACCCUGGCCCAAGUGUAGCUUAUUUAUUAACAAGAUAACCCGUGAAUGUAGCCCUGGAAGAGUGGCCCAAGCUCAAUUCAGGAUCUAACCUGGAGGGAGGGGACAAGAAGUGGGGCUCCAGAGUGGAGCGGGACCAGAGAGAUGUCUUGGGUGGCAGCCCUGGGGAAAUCGUGCUCUUUCUCGGGCAUCGAGGAGAAAGCUGUGAACAGAUAGGCUGUCCGGUGUGGGGUGAGGCAGGCCAACUGUACUAAAGUAAUACAAUAAACACAUUAUCAGCUGAUGUUGGAAUGGCCCCAGCAGAUAGCAGCUAGUCCUAGACCUUGCUGGGGGUCUCGGACAUUGUCCUAGCGGUCUCAAGGCCUGUACUUUUCCCAUCCAAGAAGGCUGUAGUGGAGAUUAAAAGUGUUAGUAGAUGAUUACACUGUUCUAAUGAGCCUCUGGGGCUCAGUGCAUUAGCAGCAGGGCCAAGUUCUCUGAAGUAAAAACAAACAAACAAACAAUACUGGAUGUUGUGGGCAAGAAUGUAUUAAGAAUUCACUGAGUGGGUGACGUUUGAGCUGAAAGGAGCCAGUCACAGAUGUCCAGUGACAGAACAUUCCAGACUAGAAGAACCAAAGUCUUGGAGCUGGGGACAAACCCUCUCUGAGGAACACCAAAGAGGCUGAUAUGAUGGUAUCACACUAUGGAUUCCGAAUGGUUUGGAAGGUAGACCUGCCACGGUCUUGCUUUGCACAGUUGUGAAGAAGCAGAACAGAGUUCACUCACAGACUAAGGCUGCAAGCUGGACCAGCACCCUUCAAGAGUGAGCAACAGGCCUCCACAUGGCCUUAUGGAGAGGAGACAAGAGCCAAGACCGUUACGUCUAACUCUUAAGCCAUUCCUCUGCAUUUGUAUUCUCAGUACGGUUGGCCAGGAACCCUUGUUCUUGUUCUAUAGGUGAAAAGGUAGAGGCCACUCUUUUCCCCCAUGGUUAUAGUUUAAUACUAGAAAUAGCAGCUUCUAAUCCUAGUCUGUCCACUGGCCAGUAUGGGUGCCCACUUGUAGGGCUGCCAGACCCCUGUGGCAUUGGGCUCCAGUUGCACCCGGUCCACCACCCCCAAUAUCUGGUACUAGAUGGUCACACAGUGGUGGGUGGUUAUCUCCGAUUGCUGGGAGGAGAUGGCUAGUCUGUGGGUAAAGGGUCUGAGAGAGAGGGAUGGCUGAGCGGACCUGUGCAGGGUUCCUUUGCUACCAUGCUACAUGGUGCGUGCUGAGCGUUGGGAUGGAUGAAGGCUCCCAAGUCUGGGUGUGUAUAAAGUUGGUGUGGUUUUCCGAGAAGUUCCUUCUGUCCAUGUGCUAGCAGAGGCUUGCCCUUGACUGAGCCCCAUCACUAAGUAGGUAGUCUAGGCCGGCCCAACCAGGUCACUCUGCCCCUUUUCAUGGUUCAGAGCUUCCCUCUCUAAAUAUAGUUCAGGGAAAGUGAGCCCAGGCCUAUUUCAAGACCAGGUUGGGAGGCAGCCAGGCCUCUCCCAGAAUCUGAAAGAAGCCACUGCUGCCUUUGUCCAGUUCUGCUACUGGGCACUCUCAUUGGGCCUCUGACUACCUACCAACUGCCAUGCCUGAGGAGAUCCAAGAAGGUAGGAGAGGGUGGCCACUGGGGAGGACAGGGCUCAAGUCCUAUGGGUCAAGGAGAGACCUAGCUUCAUGGGGAGAACCCUCAGUCUUUUCUUACCUCAGCCCUAGGGACCUACCCUAUGCACGGAGAAAGAAUGCCUAGGGCUCCUCCACUUAAGGUCCUGGCUCAGGGAGGGGCUCAAAGCUCUCCACUUAGGAACAGGUCAGCUGUAGGCUGUGCCCAAGCAAGUGUGGGCAUCUAGGGGGCUCCUAAGCAGCCCUUUCUAGAAGCCAGGAUUGGGAUGAAGACUGGUUCCAGGGAGCAUUUGGACACCUAGCCCAGGGGACUAUGAGGUAGAGAGGCUGUCCUACACCUCUCAGCCUGGUCAAGGCUGACACUUAGCUAGUCAAGUGCCUUUACCUGCUGAGCCAUCCUGUCCUCCCUCAAUAUUUUAUGCUGCAGAGAAAGGGCCUGCUCUCUACUAAGGGAAGGUGUUUAUCUUUUGGGGGGGAGACGGGGAGACUUAACUGUAACACCUACCAUGUGUCUUUUUCUGUAGCGAAUAAAACAUGUCCAAAUA